AUGCCACUCACCAACAAGGCCCUCUCGAUCAUCGACAACCAACUCCAACAGUACCUACAAUCAACUCCAUCCAACAACUUCGACCGCGAGAUAUGGAAGAACCUCAGGAUCCUCUCGACGUCCGCCAAUAGCUCCGGCAGAACCACCAACGUCCACUUCUCCGUCGUCAUCCCUGAGAAUUGUGGCAAUACCUUCGGCAUCGCGGCUGGAGGCGCUGUGGCGACGCUGUUUGACGGUGUGACAGGCGCUGCGAUUUGUGCCGUGGACAAGGAUGGGACCUGGAACGGAAGUGAAGUCUCUCGGUCGCUGUCGAUGACCUACUACCGACCAAUUGCCCUUGGGGAGGAGGUCAACAUCGACUGCGAGGUGGUCGACGUCGGGAAGCGGCUUGCGACCGUGAGAGGCGUCAUGACCAGAGCAAGCGACGGUCGCGUGUUGGCUACUUGCCAGCAUGAGAAAGUUUGCUUGGCGGGAACGGCGAAGUUGUGA
This is a messenger RNA of Zasmidium cellare ATCC 36951, 489 nucleotides long. RefSeq lists its product as uncharacterized. NCBI's taxonomy places the organism in Eukaryota, Fungi, Ascomycota, Dothideomycetes, Mycosphaerellales, Mycosphaerellaceae. Gene Ontology annotation, molecular function: fatty acyl-CoA hydrolase activity. The coding region runs from base 1 to 489 and encodes 162 amino acids. The transcript is spliced from 2 exons. The record is from RefSeq and is a predicted model, not a curated record.